AUGGCCCAAAGAGGGCCUUCAGGAGCUUCGGAGGCAGAAAUGCAGCAGAACCUCUGCUCCAUCAAACCUGUUGCAGGGGUGCCUGAGGGCCCAACUCUUCUCCUGAAUGCUGGUUCUGUCUCCAUCAGGGGCCUGGCCAUCAGUUACUUGGCUUCCAGUGGACUUGCCCAUACCUCCUGCUUCACAGGGCCAUUUCAGCAACUGGGCUUCUCCAACUGGCCACACUUCCAGCUCUUCCUGAUGCCUCUCAUGUCAUACAAGAAUCCGUUCCUCUGUGAAAUCUCUUCUCCCAUAACUCCCACAGUGGUGGAUCUGCUUCUCUGA
Molecule: messenger RNA, 324 nt
Organism: Rangifer tarandus platyrhynchus (Svalbard reindeer)
Lineage: Eukaryota; Metazoa; Chordata; Mammalia; Artiodactyla; Cervidae
Source: the annotation of a GenBank genome assembly